AUGGCCAACGUCGAAGCAAGAUACAACCCGUUUUCAAAGUCCCCAAAGUCGCUGAAGGGCAGCAAACAUCCCUCGACCAUACGUACAGUCCCCAGCUUUGAGGACCCAUCGGAUACAUCAAGCUCAGAUCCACACUCUGCAAGGAACAGUGGUUUCUCCAGUUCGGUCAAUAGCAACACUAGUGGAGCUUCCAUUUAUUCCCAAAACCAAACACAAUUCCAGACCCAGAACGGUACAACCUCCCGGCUCAGCAAAGCCCCGACUUCCUACCCUUCGAAAACGCAACUGGGGGCUACCAGAAGCUCAGCAUCCCCCAUGGCUUCAAGCGAUGCAACUUUGCGGCCUGCCGACAAUGCAACCGACGGAGACGAGCAGCCCGUGGAUGGCUCUGGGCAGUGGGAUGGCGGCGCCGUAGGCAAGGCCGCGUUGGGAAAGACUGGCCGCGUCAUAAACAAACUCGUGUCCGACAAUGAGGCGUUGCGGAGAGAUCUCAAAAUUGAGCGCAUCAAGUCAGAGGAGGCGAAACAAGCAGCAAAGCUCAUGGAGGACAAGAUGGAGAGGAUGAUUUCAGAAUACGAGUCGAGGUUACUAGAAGCCAACGUUACCAAGACAUUGCUCAGCCGGAAAGAACGUCAGGUCGAGUCACUACAGCAAGCGGUAGAACUCGAGAAGAAGCGGACAGCGGAUGCACAGGACAGGGAGAGGACUUGGAAGGACGAGAUGGAAAAGUCCCGGCGGGAUGCCAACGUGCAGGUCGACGAAGCCAAGACAAAUGCUGCCAUGAUGGAAGGCCGAUACAAUGCAAUUGCGUCACACUGGAAGGAACAGGGCAAUGAAGUCAAAAAGGCCACAACAACUCUUCGCUCAGAAAUCGCCGCUCUUGUCGAGGAGCGGAGGAGGGACGACGACAAGAUCAACACUCUGAGAGACCUUUGCGACCAACAAGAUGGCAAUAUCAAAGACCUCAGGAGGCAGAACGAGGAAAUUGGCAACCAAUUCGAGGCCUACAAACGUACCCAGGAAGAAGCCCUCAAGUCCAUUAAGGAAAACGCCCGGAAUCGAGAAGAGGAGCAGCUCCGAACCAUUGAAGAAACGAAACAAACCCUGGGCCAACUCAAAUGGGCACUUCAAGUCAAAGCGAAUGUCAGAGGCGCUGGGUAA
Molecule: messenger RNA, 1161 nt
Organism: Pestalotiopsis fici W106-1
Lineage: Eukaryota; Fungi; Ascomycota; Sordariomycetes; Amphisphaeriales; Sporocadaceae
Exons: 1
Coding region: 1-1161 (386 amino acids)
Source: RefSeq, a predicted model, not a curated record